Molecule: messenger RNA, 1376 nt
Organism: Tigriopus californicus
Lineage: Eukaryota; Metazoa; Arthropoda; Copepoda; Harpacticoida; Harpacticidae
Gene: MBD-like
Product: methyl-CpG-binding domain protein 3-like
Exons: 3
Coding region: 105-1070 (321 amino acids)
Molecular function (GO): DNA binding
Source: RefSeq, a predicted model, not a curated record
UAUCUGGAAACACUGAUGAUCAACUCUGAAAAGACGGAAAGGUGAUUGAACACAGAAAAUCCGACGAAAUAAAGACGAAUCAAAACAAUCCUCUUACUCGCUCCAUGGACUUCACCUCCUCCAUGCUGAGUGCGGCUGCCGCUGCGGGCUACCGCCGAGCCGAGGCGGCGGGAUUGCCCAAAGGCUGGAUUCGGGAGGAGAUCCCGCGCUUCGCCAACAACUUCCACAACGGAUCGCCGGCCGCAGCCGCCCCCACGUUUCAGAACGGCACUAAACCCGCCGUGGACGUCUUAUACUACUCGCCUCGCGGCCACGUCGUUCGAUCCAAGCCCGAAUUGGUCAAGGCCAUCGGCGAUCAGGCCGAUAUGACGGCCUUUGACUAUCAAAGCGGCAAGUUCAACCCGUUGCUAGUGCGGGCUACGGUCAAACCCGGCCCGUCCGUGUCAGGAUCGGCGGGGCGGAAAAGCUCGAAACCUGUGUCCACCUCUGCGGGCUUAGCGGCGGCGGCGGCCGCGGCUAACUCGAAUUCGGCGGCUAAUCUGGCCCGUGAAGCCGCAUUGGUUCCGCCCAUUCGUCAAACGGCUUCCAUUUUCAAACAGCCUGUCACGGUUUGGAAAAAUCACGAAGCCAAUGGGCCCGAGUCCAAGGAAGAGUCCAGAGAGUCCAAAAUGGCGCCGGCCAAGGCGCGGCCUGAUGCCAAAUCUUCAUUUCCUGAAAAGCCCGGCCAAGUCUUUUGGGAAAAGCGGCUGUCCGGAUUGGUGCCCUCGUAUCCUGACGAAGAGUUCGAACCGUUCAAAUUACCGAAGAAUUUCUUGCCCAUUGGUCCCGGAGUCACAGACGAUAUUGUUUUGGCCUCAAUAUCCACUUCGCUUCAUAUGGGAGGCGGAGCUAUCAAUGGACAAAAAGACAGCAAGCAAAUGAAGGAGAGUGAUGCCAGCGCAUUCUGCAUUCCCGAUCAACCCUUAAUAGGAACAGUCAAAAUCAGCCAGCAAGAUAUUGAGAAACAAGAAGAUCGAGUGAAUGACACGAGAAAAAAACUGGCCGAUGCCAUCUCGGCCAUGUCAGGUUGACGAGGUCGGUGAUGGAAGGAAACCCAUGUACCAAGAGAUCUCCAAUGCUACAAACACUACAACCUUCACUUGAUUUUCGUUCUGAUCGCCAGAGUUGCUAUUUUGCCAUCUACCUCCACUUGUCGAAAGAUUAGAUGGCCAAGCAUCCCUCCUAAGCCUGAAAUACCGCCAUUUUCGGCUACAAUCUCCUGAGUAUUUUUCUGCCCUUUACAAAACUGUAUCAUGAAUGGGACAGUAAGCCGUGCAAGUGAACCUAUACCUGUUUAAGUAACUAUAGAUAUCAGUAAAAUGUGAAAGAAAAUUGUA